AUGUAAAAGUACGUAGCUCACUAAUAGGCUAUGACAAAUCGAAAUCUUGAUGAGUUUGUCUCGGUGCAUUGCUGUCAACUGGAGGCCAUUGGUGUUCCUAGACGUUACUGGGAAUCUCUGCAUAAUAAACUAACGAAUGAAGUUUAUGAUGCUAGUGAUUACUUUACAAUGCUGUAUGAUGCCAGCACAAACGAUUGGAAAGUGGUUGUUGCUGCUUCAUCUGGACUUAACCUAGAAGAUGAAAACAACAUUUUCUUGAUUGAUCAUGCUUGGACAUUUGAGCUUGAACAUGCUCGGAAACAUUUGAUGUUUAUUCCUGGGCUGUUGGACAGAAUGUUAAACUUAAUGGGAUGUGUACCUGUUGGUGUUGCAACUGAUAACUUAGGAGAUGAAGGAAGUGCUUGUGUUCAGUGUGAUACGAGUAAUGACAGGAAUCUUUCCAAAUUGGGUUGUUCAAAUGGACAAAUGUUGGAAGUUCCUUCGGAGCAACCUACUGUUGAAAAACAAAUAGACACCGUGAUGGAGACAAUAUGGCGGUUUGCUCAAUUUUACAAGCUGUCAUCGAUGUCGACUGCUGAGCAAGGUGGGGUCUGGUAUGUAAUGGAUGAAUUUGGGUGUAGGAUUCAACAUUCUGAUUAUCCAUCUUUUAAAUGCGUUCCUUUCUUUUACAACAGUGUGGGAAUAUGUUACACUCUUACGUGGCCUGUUCGAGAAGUUUGUUGUGGAGAUGAAUUAACAAGGGAUUAUAUUAUGGGUGUGGUUUGUGAAGAGGCUCGCAUCACCAGCUUGCUGCCAUGGUUUUAUAAGGACAUUAGAGAUAUGGUAGAAAACAAACCAUUACCAUCAAGAACUAUGGUUGACGUCGAUUGUGAGGGUAGAUUUGCUGAAAUUAUUACUGUUGAAAAUGAGGAUGUAGACGAUGAUGUUGCUAUAGUGAACAAGACUGGUCCUCUGGCAGUCUACACAGAUAUGGAAUUGUUGAAGUCGUUUGUCACUUUGCCGGAGUUUUCAUUUACUGAGGAUUUAGGCACAGCAGACAUCAUAUGGAUUUGUGAUCAUUUUAGGAACUUUACAGAUUUAAAGCAAUGUCCCAAGCAAUUUGUCAAUCAGUUUCCAUUUGAAAGUGUUAUAACUUGCAAAGAUCUGUUAGCCAGAGUAUGUCAAAAAGAUACUGUUACUGAUGAUGGAACUUGUCGUGGUGCAGAUUGGUUGCCAUUGACUUUUGACCUGGUAUUGGAACUCCCGCAGUUUGCAAGAGCUUUUCAACAACGAGAGUAUCGUUCUUUAGACAACAUCUGGAUUGUGAAACCAUGGAAUAUGGGUCGUAGCUUGGACACUCAUAUUACUGACAGUUUGGUGAAAAUAAUUCGACUGUCACAAACUGGUCCUAAAAUAGCUUCUCGGUACAUUACAAAUCCUGUUUUGUUUUACCGAGAAGGCUUGGGCCAUGUAAAGUUUGAUAUUCGUUAUAUUGUCUUGUUGUCAUCAGUUAAACCUCUUGUCUUGCAUGCGUACAAUGUUUUCUGGCUGCGAUUUAGUAACAAGUCUUUCAGUUUAGAGGAUUUUGAAGACUAUGAGAAGCAUUUCACCGUUAUGAAUUACGGAGGCAGUGAGCUUAAGCAGAUUCAUUGUCAUGAUUUUAUUCCUAUGUUUGAAAGUCAGUAUCCAAACUACCAGUGGACUGAUGUACAGGCUUCUUUACAUGACGUCAUAUGCAAAGCAUUUAAAGCUGCAACCAUUGGUGAUCCCCCAAAUGCAAUUAUACCAUUUCGUCAGGCCCGUGCAUUGUAUGGCGUUGAUAUGAUGCUAGAGUGGUCGGCUGACAAAACUGCUGAGCAGAAAAUAAUGAUUCCCCAGCUGCUGGAAGUUAACUACUGCCCAGAUUGUGUUCGUGCAUGUAGGUACCAUCCAAAUUUUUUCAAUGACAUUUUCUCGUUUUUCUUCCUACAGCAUAGUACUGAUGACAUUUCUAAUAUGACUCGUCUUUUGUAGAGAUAUUUUAUAUAUGUAAGAGUCAUGUUAGUUUGGAUGAA
Molecule: messenger RNA, 2033 nt
Organism: Corticium candelabrum
Lineage: Eukaryota; Metazoa; Porifera; Homoscleromorpha; Homosclerophorida; Plakinidae
Product: tubulin--tyrosine ligase-like protein 12
Exons: 16
Coding region: 31-1992 (653 amino acids)
Biological process (GO): protein modification process
Cellular component (GO): cytoplasm
Source: RefSeq, a predicted model, not a curated record